AUCGCCCCCGCCGCCACCCUGAAGUUCAUUGUUAUUAUCUUGGCCGCCGGGAUGGUGGCCUUCAUCGGAGCGGUAAUCUGCAUCAUCGCAGCCGUCCACACCGGAUCCUCCAGGGCUGCCGCGGCACAACAACAACCAGCAUCCGAUAAUCACUCGCUGUAUCCGGACUCGGCGGCGCAGAGCCCCGCUUCAGCGGGCUCCGUGGCCCGGGUCGGAUCUCUGGGCGCUCUCCAUGGUUCUGAAACGCCCGACUCAGAAGCACCGACCUUCAACAUCGGGCUCGGCGGGCUGGACGGGGUCACCGGACUCACCGGGCAUGACCCAACGGUCAGUCGGCUCAUCUGCACGCCGAUCCCCGCAGGGGAGUGCAACCCGAAAAACUUUCAGCAACAAGCGGAUGACCCGUCGCUGUACGCCGGGGAGGACUGGGGCUACCUCCGCACCACCGCGGAGGAGCUCCGGCAGACCGUCCUGCAGCAGAAGGACCAGAUACUAACAGACCAGCGGACCAUCCGGGAGCUGACGGGGAAACUAUCCGAGUGUGAGAAGGGGCUGGACGGCAAGAGCAGCAGCAGCAGCGCGGACAGACGCGGGAGCGCCGCGGGGCUGUGGGGGGGCAAAAGCGCGGCUGUGGAUGAAGCGCACCUGGAGCGGGUCAUGGUGCGGGACAGCCCGGGUUCGACGCCCGACGGUGUCCACUUGCUCACCGUGAGGGCUGUGGACGAGCUGGAGCAGGCUAUCACUCAGCUCAAAGACCGCAUAGAGAAACUGGAGUCAGACAUUGGCCCGUUUCCUCACAACCAGACGGACAGCGGCAUGUCAGGAGCGCCAGAGGAAGGCGGGAUGUCUGGCGGCCCAAACAGGUUGGCCGAUCCCGGGCACAGAGCUGGUGCUGACAGGCCCUGGAGGAUGGAAGACUUGGAGGGAGAGCUGGAGAAGAAAGUGGAGCUGCUGGAGAAAGAGAGAAAAGCCCUGAGGCUAGAGACAGAGAAGCACAGGCAAGACAUCGACCGCGGCAUCAAUAAACUCCACCACCGAAUCUCAGGACUGGAGGCAGGUGUCUCAGGGCAUUCUUUCCCAGAGGGCUACAGGCUGUCCUUCCCAACUCGGACGAACUACAUGUACGCUGUUGUGAAACACGCCAUCCCAGCGCUGAGGGCCUUCACCAUCUGCCUGUGGCUGCGGCCAGCAGAGGGAGGAAUCGGGACUCCUCUGUCGUACGCUGUUCCCGAGCAACCCAACGAAGUGGUGCUGCUGCAAGGUCUGCAUACCCCAGCUGAGCUGCUCAUCAAUGACAAGGUGGCGCAGUUGCCUCUGAACCUCUCCAGAGGCAGCUGGCAACACAUCUGUGUGAGCUGGAGCCAGAAGGGAGGCGCCUGGCAGGCCUACCAGGGGGGAAAGCUGAGGGGCGAGGGUCACGCACUGGCAGCCGGACAUCACAUCAGACCUGGAGGAGCGCUCAUACUGGGGCAGGAGCAGGAUUCCCUUGGUGGAGGAUUUGACUCAUCCCAGGCUCUGGUCGGAGAGUUGUCCCAGGUGGGUCUCUGGGACCGGGUCCUGUCUUCCAACCAGGUUGCCAGCUUGGCCCGCUGCGGCAAAGUAACCCAGGGCAGCGUGGCCCCCUGGACCGAGAACGGAGUUGAGGUUCACGGCGGAGCAACCAAGGACCCGGGGGAGCCUUGUAGUAAACACAACAGGAGUUCUCAAUGACCGAUGGGGGAAGGGGAAGUGAAGGAAAGACGGGCGAAGGGAGGGGUGAAGUUGUAGCCUUUUCAAGAAGGUAGGAUUCUGCGCCAGGAUUUUUAAACAACUCUACAUGGACUGACAAGUAUGUAAAAAAUGAAAAAUUAUGGUUAAUAUCUAUAUGACUUAUGUCGAGGCUUUGCAGUUACUUCACACAUCUGAUGCCAUCAUGGAGGGCCCUGGAAAA
Epinephelus fuscoguttatus (brown-marbled grouper) is the source of this 1930-nucleotide messenger RNA. RefSeq names its product chromobox homolog 6b (gene cbx6b). The transcript is spliced from 5 exons. The annotation marks the transcript as partial. NCBI's taxonomy places the organism in Eukaryota, Metazoa, Chordata, Actinopteri, Perciformes, Serranidae. The record is from RefSeq and is a predicted model, not a curated record.